This is a messenger RNA of Saccoglossus kowalevskii, 3891 nucleotides long. Its product is annotated as polycystic kidney disease protein 1-like 3-like. The record is from RefSeq and is a predicted model, not a curated record. NCBI's taxonomy places the organism in Eukaryota, Metazoa, Hemichordata, Enteropneusta, Harrimaniidae.
GAGGCCAACUUUAAUGACAACAACAAUGGUCAGUUAAUACAAAACGAAGACGAUCAAAAUACUAUCAAUGAGAUGCAGGAAGUCCGCUCAACCUUGAUAGAUAUUAUGUAUGACUUGACUGCUGAUGGUUCUUUGCUGGAAAUGCCAAGUGGAAGAGAACAAACAGCUGCAUCCGUAAACAGUGUGACGUCAUUCAAGAAUCCAUCUGAAUUGACUGCAGACACUCAGGAAAAAGCCAAUGUCAUAAUGGCAAGUGUUGCUUUAAAAAUAUUUCUCGGGUCAUCAAAUAUAAUUGUUGCAGCGAACUAUCAAGAAAAGAAAGUGAAUUUAACAGAGAAUUCUGAUGAAAAGUCCAUGACUGUGAUCACCACAGCGUUGGAUGUCAUAGACACUGCAUUAACUGCUGCAUUAGUGAAAGUGUUACCAGAUGUUGAGCCUGUUGUCUUGGAAACACAACAGAUAAAAGUGGAACUGUCGAAGGAAUAUCCUGAUGAACUAUCCGGUAAACGUUUCGUUUCUGCUGUUGGUGGAUUCACACUUCCUGAUAGUAAUGAACAUUAUGACUACUUACUAAGACGACCAGUAGGGACAAAGUUUAUGUCAUUUCGAAGAAAUCCGUACUCAUUUAAUAAAGCCAAACAUUUUGCUGACGUCCCAGUUGUCGAUCUCGUAAUGAAACUUGGAACGCAGGAUCUGGAUACGACAGUGUAUCGAGUUUAUAUUGGUUACAAAUACUUGCCAAGUGAAAAGACUUACGAUAAAAAAUAUGUCGCUGGUGGUAGUUAUCCCUAUGAAAUCAUGAUACCAACACAGAAACGUGGUAUAUACAAUGUUCUUGUUAAGUUGGAUGUAAAUGAUAAAAUAAAUGACAUCCAUGUAAACGGAACGACCUUAUAUCAGAUAAACUCUACGAGAAAUGAAACGAAUGAAUCCACUACAAUCGAUAUACUACCCGCAAAUUCGGAAGAUGGUGGCGCACUAACUCAAAAUGGAACACUGUCUGUUAGAUUACAUAUGUGUCGAUACUGGAAUACACAUAAUAAACAAUGGGAAGACGAUGGUUGCAUGGUUGCAUCGAGUAGCGAUGAUGGAUUUAUUAGGUGUCAAUGUAACCAUCUAACCUCGUUCACAGCAUCUGAUUUUGUGGUUCCUGUCAACAAAAUAGACUUUGGAACUGUGUUUACAAAGAACAUUCUUGACAACUCAUCAGUUCUGAUUACAAUUUUGACGUUUUUUGUAGCCUAUGUGUUACUGGCUAUAUACCUAAGGAGAAAGGAUAAACAAGAUAUCGUAAAUUGGAGGUUGAUUCCAUUGUCAGAUAAUGAAGCUAAUUGCACGUACAACUACCAAAUCACAGUAUACACUGGUAUCCAUUCGUGCGCAGGAACUAAAUCGAACGUACAGUUUAUAUUGUCUUCGGAUACAAAUGACACUGGUAUAAGAUCAUUGGCAGGUACUGGUCGGAACGUUAGUCUCGGUCGUGGAAGUGUUACUAACUUUGUAAUGGCUGUACCCGAGUAUUUGGGACAAUUGCAGUACAUUCGUUUAUGGCACGACCACUCAGGUUACGGGGAUGCUGCUUCGUGGUAUCUGGAAAGAAUUGUUGUGUUUGAUCUUCAAACUGAGGAAAGAUUCGACUUCACCUGUUACAAAUGGUUUGCAGUCGAUAAAGGUGACGGUAAAGUGGAGAGAAUACUACCAGCCGAUGGGUCAAUGCAGUUAUCCUCACUCAAAAACAUAUUUUCAAAUACAACUAGAGACAAAUUAUCGGACGAUUAUCUAUGGGGUUCAAUGUUUUGGAGACCAACAAGGAGUACCUUUACACGACUUCAGCGACUUUCUUGUUGUGCUGCUUUUAUUUAUUUGACAAUGAUUGCGAAUGCUAUGUUUUAUGACACAAGCGGUGGCGACGGGGGAACCAUAAUUGCAGGCACCAAAACGAUUGUCAUAGGACCAUUUAGGCUUUCCUUAGGCACAUUGUAUAUAAGCUUCAUCAGUUGCUUGGUAACCGUACCUAUGCUAGCAAUCAUCAUGAAACUUUUCCAGAAAUCCUCACCUCGCAGGACACGGACUAGUCAGCGUUACAAAGUUGUCGGCAGUCGACAUACAGAAAGCACUAACCUUUGGCCAUGGUGGGUUGUUAUCAUUGCAUGGGGACUGGUAGUGAUUGCCAUGGUAGUACCUUCUUUCUUUGUAAUAUUAUACAGUCUACAAUGGGGAAAGGAAACGUCAGAGGAAUGGAUGACGUCACAAUUGACAUCGCUAAUUUUAUCGGCUCUUGUUAUCGAUCCAUUAAAGGCAUUUGGUAUCUCCUUAUUAAUAUCCGUGAUUUAUGCAAGACUUCAAAAGCCAUAUAUUGAUGAGCAUAUCCUUCAGGCUAGUAGUGAAUCGGAAUCAGUUAGCGCUCCAAUUAAUGUCUCUAAGGAUUCUGGUUUACCGAACAAGCGUCCUCUCACAGAGACAGAAGUGAAAAGCGGAAAGGAAGUGCUUAUGAAAGAAAAACGAGUGAUAUCUCUCUUGAGGGAUCUUGUUUUCUACCUCAUAUUUCUCAGUCUUGUGAGUGCCAUUGCAUCUGUUUACAGAAAUGAUGCGUUAUAUUAUGCUGGGAAGAAUGUCAACGAUAUACUAUCAUACAAUACAGAGGUGACAAACGCCGAUUCCUUCUGGAAAUGGAUUAGAAACGAUGUCGUGCGUGGUGUAUUCCCUUGGAAAAACUACAAUGGAAACAUUUUACCAACAGACAAUAAUGAUAUGAAUGUGUUCGGCAAUUUAGUUAGUUAUUCUGUUGGACCUGUUGUAUUGCGUCAGCUGAGAGUUAAUGAAGGUGUGUGUGAAACUCAUUCAGUUGUGAGUGGAAUAACGAAAUGUUAUGGAGAAUAUUCAAGUGUAAACGAAGAUAUAGCGGCAUACAAUACUUCUUGGACUCCCUUUACUGAUUUGACCAAUGUGACGUCACAAUCUCCAUGGAUACAUAGUAGUGUCCUUGGUUUACCAAUUAACGGUGUCCCAUUUGUUAGUUCAGGGGGUACCGCAUACAAUGAUGGUGGAUAUAUCGCUACUCUGGGUAGAUCGGAACCAGAGGCAAAUGAGUUGUGUUCCUCGUUGUAUGGGUUAUACUUUCUGAGAUUAAAUCUCAAAAACAUGGCGCUGGAAGAAAUACAAAAACGACAAGGUACAUUUGGUACAACCCGUUAUCUUGUUAUGAUAGACGAAAUCUUCACCAUUUUCCUGGCAUGCAUUUCAUUUAUGACUAUUAUAAGUUACGUCCGCAUUUUGGCAUUUAAUUUUCGUAUACGAGUUUUACAAGAGACUCUAGCGAUCGCAUGGCCACAGAUCAAGUCGUUUUCCAUCAUGUUCUUUCUCGUUUUCUUUGCUUUUGCCCACAUGCUGUAUAUUCUGCUCUGUCGCAUGUCAGUUGGGUUCAUGACUUUAUGGACGACUGUGUUCAAUCUGUUAACCAUUGUUGUUAAUAGUAACCUAAAGGAAGAUUUAUCACAUUUGUCAAAUUCGACGUUUAUUCAGGUUAUUCUCAUUACAUUUGUAAUAGUUGAGGUGUGGGUUGUAUUAAUGGUGCUACUGGCAAUUGUUGACCAUUCUUGCACGCUCGCUAGAUCUAAAAAAUACAGCGAAAACCUUGAAUCUGAUCUAAUAGCUUUCUUGUCAAAGAAAAUGCGACAUCUGAUGAGCUACAUACCAUGUCAUAAGCAGGUGGUAACUACGCAUGCUCACUCAGACGAAGGACGAAUAGAACAUGCAUUGACAGAAAGCGAUGUAAAUAUUUGUGAACUUGAAGAGCGUUGUAACAGGAUAGAUGUUUUACUGCAACACUUGGAGGCGGAUGUUUUACUGUUUGACAGAAUCACAGACGAAGCCGCUAAUAAAAUACAAUGA